This is a messenger RNA of Panthera uncia (snow leopard), 3885 nucleotides long. It is a transcript of the gene ITPRIPL2, whose product is annotated as ITPRIP like 2. Lineage: Eukaryota; Metazoa; Chordata; Mammalia; Carnivora; Felidae. The record is from RefSeq and is a predicted model, not a curated record. The transcript has a single exon. Bases 1105 to 2703 code for a protein of 532 amino acids.
CUCGUUCAGAUCUCAGACCAAAUGUCAGCCGACCGCGAGAGCUUCCAUCUUCUAGAGGGCAACCCCCCGCCCCCGCCCUUCUCACUCCCUCGCGCAGUGUUAUUUCCUUCAGAGCAUUUUCUGCUAUGGAAUCCUUUCUCUUUUGGUUUCCUCUUUUAAGAAAGGCUGUAUGUAGGCUUUACGGAGGGCAAGGACCUUGUCGAUUGCUAUUGCCCCAGCUCCUGGCCUACUGCCUGGCACGUAGUAGGUACUCAGUAAAUAUUGGUUGAAUAAGGGACUGCAGCACAGUGGCAGCGGCCGCUUCCGUGCCCAAGCCUGCCACGCCACCAGCGCCACGACUUGCUUGGCUGGGGGGUGGGGAGGCACACCCUGGGUGUGAGUCCUUUUCUCCUCCUUUUCAACUUCCCAGUGUAACUUUAUGUGAGCACAACUCCAGAAGCUCCCAGGACAAGGCCACCGCCCCGGAAUCAGGGCCUUCCCAGUUCUGCCUUCGGGGAGGGGAACGGGGGUGGCCCGCGGGAAGCCAGUUACGAGCGCCUCCUGAAGUCCCUCCCGCCGCCCCGCGUCGCUCUAAGGCGGAGGCCGGGGAGGGGGCCGCGCCGCCCGCCCGCUCUGCGCUCGGCUCCAGACUUCGGCAUUUCCUCCCCGCUAGCUGGCGCGGACUCGCCUCCCCUCGGAAGAGGAAACUCCUGGGGCCGAGUAACGGGAACAAGAGCGGAGGAGAGCGGACACGAGCGCGGAGGGGGAGCCCGGGAGUGCCACCCAGGGUAGGAGGCAAGCCGGGCCGGGUCGGAAGCUGGCCGCGGGCGGCGCGCCGGGCGGGGCGGGGAGGGCCGCCGGGCGGGACGGAGCUCGCAGCCCGCGCAGGGCGCGGCCCGGGGCCCGGGAGCGCAGGGCGGGCCGCAGCUGGAAGGAAAACUUGAGCUGGGAGAGGAGGCCGAGCUGGAGGGCGCCUUCCCCGGACCCUGCGAGGGGGGAGCCGCCGCGGAGGCGAAGGAGACCGGGACCGCGGGGCUGCCGGGGCGCUGCCCGCAUGCUGGGCCGGGGGCGCCGCCGGGGCUCGCGCCCUGGGCUGCAGGGCCGCCGCUGUCCCGGGCGCCCGGUAUGUCGGUGCACUACACCCUCAAUCUGCGCGUCUUUUGGCCCCUGGUGACCGGCCUGUGCACUGCCCUUGUGUGCCUCUACCAUGUCCUCCGGGGAAGCGGGGACGACCGGGCUGAGCCCCCCGACGGUGCGGACGGCGGCUUCUCGCUGCUCAAGGUGGCCGUCCUGCUCCUCCUUGGCUACAUCCUCCUGCGCUGUCGCCACGCCGUCCGGCAGCGCUUCCUGCCAGGGUCUCCCCGCCUGGGGAGACACUCCACCUUCUCUCCUAAACACUUCCGAGAGCCGAGCCUUGGCAUCUUGCUGGAGAGUUACUACGAGCACGAGGUGCGCCUCUCUCCGCACGUGCUGGGCCACAGCAAGGCGCACGUGAGCCGGAUCGUGGGCGAGCUGGUGCGGGCUGGCCGCGCCCGGGGGUCCCCGGGCCCCAUCCCCGGCGGGGCGCUGGCGUUGGCCUUCCGCGGAGACUUCAUCCAGGUGGGCAGCGCCUACGAGCAGCAUAAAAUCCGGCGGCCCGACGGCUUCGACGUGCUGGUGCCACUGCGCCUCCCGCCGCUGGUGGCGCUGGAGCCUCGGAGCCUGGGCACCGAGCCCGCGCUGGCCCCAGCCUUCCACGGCUGUUUCGUGUGCGCGCUCAAGGCGCCGCCGGGGGCCUCCGGAGGCCACUGGCUCCGGGACUGCAAACCCUUUGCCGACGGCUUCUGCGUGGACGUGCUCGGGCGGCGUCACCUCUCCGCCACUAUGGUGCUUCGCUGGUUCCAGUCGCACCUGCAGCGUUCCCUGGCCACCGUGCGCUACAGCCUGGAGGGGCGUUGUCGGGUCAGCCUGACCCCCGGCGGCCUGGAGCAGCCUCCUACCCUGCACAUCCUGCCGUGCCGCACGGAUUACGGCUGCUGCCGCCUUUCCAUGGCAGUGCGUCUCAUCCCCGCUGUGCAUUUGGGCGAUGGCGUUUUCCUCGUGGCACCACCGCCGCCACCCUCACCUGUCGGGCCCCUGUCGGAGCUCCCGGGAGGCCUGCGCACUGAUGCACUGUGGGGUGUGAAUACAGCGCGUCAGGAGCAGAAGCUGCUGAGCUGGCUGCAGGAACGGGCCCCUCCAGGUGCCUGCUACCUCAAGUGCCUGCAGCUGCUUAAAGCUCUGCGAGACCUGGGCGCCCGCGGGCUGGACCCGGCGGCCGCCACCCAGUGGGGACGCAUUCUGUCCUCGUACAUGCUCAAGACAGUGCUGCUGGCGGUGCUGCUGCGUGAGGGGGCUCCGGUUCAAGGCUGGGACGAGGCACACCUGGGUGAGCGGCUGGAAGAAUUAGUGCAGUUCCUUAGAGACUGCCUGCUGCGACGCCAUACGCUCUUCCACUGCGUCCUGGGCCCUGGUGGGGCCGCUGCCGAGGUGGGCCCACUGCCCAAGGUUCUGCGUGAAGCUGCCCCCGUUGACCUCCUGGCCGCGUUCGACAGACAUGCCCGGGAACUCGCGGCUGCGAGGUUGCUGUCCACGUGGCGAAGGCUGCCCCAGCUUCUCCGGGUCUAUGGGGGUCCUCGCUACCUUGCCAGGUGCCCCCCACCCCGGAGUCAGCGCACCCAGGGCUUCCCUGAAGAUGAACCAUAAACCUUGACAGCGCCUCCACCUGGCCAAAAGCUCCUAAAGCCAACCCCCCCCCCCCCCGGGGGGUGGGGAUGGCAAGGAAGCCAGUUUAUCGCAAGGAAAUGAGCUGCCACAGGUGUUAGAAAAUUCGGAAGGUGACAUCUGGUGACUUAUUAUGUCACCCCUGGCUCCAAAGCCAGUAUAGUUAUGGCAUCUUUUUCACACCCACCAGCGUGUCCGGAGCAAGCCACAGAAAGACAUCCAACCCCAGCAGCUAAGAGUUGGUCCAAAUGUUGAUUUGUGUGAAAUGAUUCUGUAGAAGGAUCCAGCUUUUAGGGAAGUCCAGGAAAGGAAGCAAGAAAUAGCUGCAGAGAAAGUUUCCGCUGUCGGUUUUUGAGACACAGAUCUCUGGCCCCCAGAUUUAAAGAAGCUAAUGUUUUUUUGAUAUAAGUACUUGCUAGGUCCUGGGUUCCUGAUGGUCUUCCUAAAAAUCGGAAUCUUUACAACUGGAAUUGAAGUUCUAUUCUAGGGGCUAAUGUUCUGAGGAACACAGUUUCCACCGUUCAAAUUAAUAUUCAUGUAUUUUUUAAAUGGUGCAAUCACAGGUGUCUGACAGGAUUGCAAAGAAUGAAGUCACAUAUGUUGAGAGAGAGGUCGUCUAGAGUUGGUUAGAGAAACUCCCAGAGCAAACAGCACUGUAUUUUGAUCAGACCUUUCAUUUUGUGCUAAUGGCCAGUGCCAAGCUGUUGCAUCUGAAAGGGAGACUAGUUCCAUUUGUCAUUAAGAAAUGUGCAGUCUUAAAAAGCAGGCUUGCUUAACAUCCCUGCAGGCAUACAAUGGGGUGAGUACCAGUCAGCACCCAUUCAUGGAGAGCCUACUGCCAGCCAGGCACAGUGCAGAGUAGCAAAGAAUCCAUGUUUAGCACGACGCUGGUGAGGACGUAGAAACGUGUUAGGUUUUGAGGAAGAUAUAGUUCGAUCUUCGUCUAUGAAGAUGACUCACCAUAGCUUGCUGCUGGCUAGAGACAGAAACAUGUUGGUUGGUUUGUUUGUUUUCAGCCUUUUUAACACAACCCUCUGCCCGGUGAUUUCUUUCCGAGUGUCAUGAGAUGACGAAGAGGCAAUGCGGGCUGUAGUGCCUAGGAUGUGGUCAGCUCUCUCAGUCAGUGCUCGGCGAUGGUUAAAAGUUCCUCUCCCAUCGCCCCCC